AACCACCGCCUUAUUGUUCAGUACCAUGGCCAGAGACCCAUCAUCUGGCAAUGUUAUAUGCAUGAAUCUAUUUUUGAGUCUGUAUUUAUUUUUAUUUUCAUCAAUCUAUUUUUCCAUCGAUCCAUUGAUAUAUCUAUUCGUUCUACUGUAUUUGUUCUACUGUAUAUAAUCCACAUUGAUCCAGAUGCAGUUUCUGCUGAAGUCCCUAUGUGCCGCUGUUGGUUAGUUUAAGGAAAAUUCGCUUCAAUUUCUGAGUGAAGUACUCCCUCGUCAGCCGGAUGUGUUUCAGGGCUUUAUUGCAAUCGUGACUCGGCUGACAAAGACGGCCAGUAGUGCGCCUAUCAUUUGGUUGGAUUUUUAUACGGUGGUUUUGUAUUUCUACACGGAUCGUACGAAGGCUCGCGUCAUGAUUGGUGUUCUUGGCUGUGCGACCGAAAAAAUAUACAUGUCGUGGUGGCUGCUGCUUUACUGCAUUUGUGUCGCAGACAUGGCUUUCGGGCAGGUCCGUUAUUCUGUUCCCGAGGAGAUGACAACGGGGUCGGUUGUUGGAAAUAUCAUCCAGGAUCUAGGCUUGGAUGUUAAACGAAUGAAAUCUGGGAAACCUAGGAUAUUUACCGAGGACGGCAGUGAGUACAUUGGUCUUAAUACAGAAAAGGGAACUUUGGUGGUGGCUAAGAGAAUAGACAGAGAAGAACUGUGCAAUCAAGUGUCUCCCUGCUCUCUUCAUUUUCAAAUUAUCCUAGAAAAUCCUAUGGAGUUGCAUCGAAUUGAUGUAGAGGUUACAGAUAUUAAUGAUAAUGCUCCGUUUUUCUCCAAAAAGGAAUACAGUUUCCAGGUUAUUGAAUCUGCGUCCCCAGGGGCUCGCUAUUCACUUGAGAGUGCCAAAGAUCCAGAUGUAGGACACAACACCGUUCAAACAUACAAACUGAACCCAACAGAUCAUUUCAAAUUGAAUGUUGUCUCACUGCCUGAUGGCACGAAAUAUAUUGAAAUGGUACUCCACACUUCACUUGACAGGGAAAAACAAGAAGAACAUAAAUUAACGCUUACAGCAUUUGAUGGCGGAAAUCCUGAGAAAUCGGGUUUUGUUCGAAUAAAUGUUGUCGUUUUGGAUGCAAACGACAAUGCACCAACAUUCAGUCAGUCUGUUUACAGAUUAGCCGUUCCUGAAAACACUUCUACAGGCACUGUUAUUUUAACAGUCAGUGCGAAUGACAAAGACGAAGGAGGAAAUGAGAAGAUAGUCUAUUCGUUUUCUCAACAUACCGAUAGCGCAUUAUCGCUGUUUAAUAUGGAUCCCCAAACUGGGGAAAUAACCGUAGUUGGUAAAUUAGAUUAUGAAAAAGUUAAACAUUAUGAAAUAAACAUCGAAGCUAUGGACAAAGGAGGACUGACAGACACAAGCAAGGUGCUGAUUGAGGUGACCGACAUUAAUGACAAUGCCCCUGUAAUAAGCAUAAUUUCCCUCUCUAAUCCUAUACCGGAGGAUUCAGCUCCAGACACUGUUAUAGCAAUGCUAAAUAUCAAAGACGCGGACUCGGAUAAAAAUGGCCAAGUUAAAUGUUUUAUUAACAAAGAUAUGCCUUUCAAAAUUAAGUCGUCAUCGUCAAAUUUUUAUAGCCUGAUGUCUGACGAUAUUUUGGAUCGCGAAACAGUCCCGGAAUAUAACAUAACUAUAACUGCAAUGGACGAGGGUUCCCCGCCUUAUUCUACGAGCAAAACAGUUAAUUUAAGAAUAUCGGACAUAAAUGACCACGCCCCAAUGUUCUCCCGAUCAUUUAGCACAGCUUUCAUUACUGAAAAUAAUUCACCUGGUAUGACACUCCUUUCUGUCAAAGCCAGUGACAAAGACUAUGCCAACAAUGCGCGCAUUUCCUAUUUCCUUGAGGAUAGCCAGCUGAAUGGAAGGUCAGCCUCUGCUUAUUUUUCAGUUAAUGCAGAGAGUGGACAGAUACUUGCUGUGCGUUCCUUCGACUAUGAGCAAAUUAAAGAGUUCAAUAUUUGCGUCAAAGCGCAAGAUGGAGGCUCCCCUCCACUCAGUAGCAACAUGACUGUGAAAGUAAUGAUCCAGGACCAGAACGACAACCCUCCUCAGGUUCUGUACCCGGUGCAGACUGGAGGCUCUCUGGUGGCUGAGAUGGUUCCUCGUUCAGCAGAUGUGGGCUAUCUGGUCACUAAAGUGGUGGCUGUUGAUGUGGACUCUGGACAGAACGCCUGGCUCUCCUAUAAACUGCAGAAAGCCACAGACAGGGCGCUGUUUGAAGUGGGCUUACAGAAUGGAGAAAUAAGAACUAUCCGCGGAGUCACUGAUAAAGAUGCUGUGAAACAAAGACUGACUGUGAUAGUGGAGGACAACGGGCAGCCCUCUCGUUCAGCUACAGUCAUUGUUAACGUGGCGGUGGCGGACAGCUUCCCCGAAGUGCUGUCUGAGUUCACUGACUACACACAAGACAAGGAGUACAAUGACAACCUGACCUUCUACUUAGUGUUGGCCUUGGCUGUAGUUUCCUUCCUCUUCAUCACGUGUUUAGUGGUUAUUAUAUCGGUGAAGAUCUACAGGUGGAGACAGUCUCGCGUCCUGUAUCACUCCAAUCUCCCUGUGAUUCCGUAUUAUCCACCACGUUACUCAGACACUCUGGGGACAGGGACUCUCCCACACGUGUACAACUACGAGGUGUGCAGGACGAAUGACUCCAGAAAGAGUGACUGUAAGUUCGGCACAGUCGGUAGUCAGAACGUGCUGAUAAUGGACCCCAGUUCUACAGGAACGAUGCAGCGGAUACAGAGUGAGAAGAACAUCCUGGAUGAAGCAGACUCUCCACUAGAGGUUAGAACGGUGAUUCACGAAAUGUGUAGUCCUUAACUUAUCGUCAAUGUUUUAAUAUUUUUGUAUUUUGUUUAAUAUAUUU
This is a messenger RNA of Gasterosteus aculeatus aculeatus (three-spined stickleback), 2909 nucleotides long. Lineage: Eukaryota; Metazoa; Chordata; Actinopteri; Perciformes; Gasterosteidae. The record is from RefSeq and is a predicted model, not a curated record.